Molecule: messenger RNA, 1806 nt
Organism: Symbiodinium sp. CCMP2592
Lineage: Eukaryota; Dinophyceae; Suessiales; Symbiodiniaceae
Source: the annotation of a GenBank genome assembly
AUGGGGCGAAAGAAGCAGCGGCGUUGGGUGCCCUCGGUGCUGUGGCUCCUGGGACUGGCGCUGGCCGCGCUGGCCGCGCUCUGCGUCGGAGGCGGCUCAAAGCGAGAAGCGGGCGCAGCCGUCAGAGCCUUCGCCGAAGCAAACAGUGCCUUCGCCUCUCUCGGCUUUGGGGGCCGGCGCCCCCGGGGAGUGGGAGUCCGCUUCAACGACGGCGACAAGGACGGGAAGAGGAAUUUGGCCAAGCGGCUGGGGCUAAGACAGUCUCGCUUUUCAGGGGAACAAGGCGGCGAGGCAGAGAUGGCAGAGGCAGGCCCAGAUUCCCACUCCUGCGAGGAAGUUCGACCGUGGAAUUCUCCUGGACUUCUUCAGCUCGAGGCCGGCCGAGAUCGCCUGGCGCUGGUCGGAGAGACUCGGCUGAAGCUGAUCUUGGGUGAGCUCUGGCCGGCCUGGAAUUUGUGGCAUUCGGAGGAGUCGUUGCCAGCUGGCGAACGAACACGUGGCGCCGUUCUGCGGGCCGCCUUGUCGAAGCUGGGCCCCAUCUUCGUCAAGAUUGGCCAGCCUCUUGCCGUUCCCCCCAUCUUUCGCGAUGCGCAGUUGGCGCAGUUGCAGAAUAUAUUGCAAGCACACGGUGACGAAGCCUGCGAAGAGCUGAAGCUGCUGCAGCAGGAGAACGAGCCCUUCAGUACAGACAUGGCUUUCGCCAUGAUCUUGGAGGAUUUGGGGCACAAAGGGCCCCUGUCACCUGGUGGAUACACGAGCAAAGACGGGGAUCCCACAGCGGCACCGCUGCUGGCUGAGAUCUCCCCGGAGCCGGUGGCUGCAGCUUCACUUGGCCAAGUCUACUAUGCCAAGACACUGGAUGGUCGUGAGGUUGCCAUCAAAGUACAGCGGCCAGGAAGCUUGCGCCAGGUCGCCCUGGAUUGGACGUGUUGGGCUUUGGGUUUGAUGGUGAUGGACUUCUACUGGGGCGGUCAAGGCGACGAGUAUCCCAAGAUUGCGGACGAAGUUGCGCAAGGUGUCUUCAAAGAGUUGGACUAUCACAACGAAGCCCGAAAUGCCGCGAUCUUCCUGAAGAAACACAAAUUCCUGCCUUUCGUCACUGCUCCAGAAUGGGUGCCCGAGCUCACCGGGCCCGAGGGGACAGCCAGGGUCCUGACACUCUCUUGGAUCCACGGACGCAAGCUGCAAGAGAUCGAAUCAAAGGAGGAGAGAAUGCAGAUGGUGGACAUGGCAGUGGAGGCUUGUGUCUCGUCUUUGGUCUUCACCGGUUUCGUCCACGCAGAUCCGCAUGCCGGCAACAUGCUGCUGACGGAGGACGGUCGUCUGGCUUUCCUGGAUUUCGGCCUCAUGGGAACGGUGGAGCCCCGCAUCAUGGAGGGCUUCGCGGCGGGGAUCCAGCACCUCCUGGCGGAGCGCUGGCUGCCACUGGCGAAAGUCAUGCAAGACGUGGGCUUCAUGGCCGUGGGCAAGGAAGGCGGUUUCAAGAAGGUCGUCGAUCCUUCUGCCCGGGUCUUCGAGUACACGAGUUGCCCCGACGAGGAGUUUGCGGCGGCGCUCGAAGCGCAGAUGAAAGCGGAGGAAGGCGGCCUCAGCCGCUUCGGCGCUCUCGCAGGAGCCCUCACAAAGCUUUCAGACAGAUAUCACAUGACCAUGCCAGGCUACAUCAUCCUCUUUAUCCGCACAUUUUUGACUUUGGAAGGGAUCGCCGGGGUGGUGAAGCCAGACUUCAAUAUCUAUGAAGCAUCCCUGCCAUACGCACUACAGCGGGCGCUUUCACCGAAGACGGAGGCAGGUAGGUGGCUGUGA